AAUGCUAUGUUAUUAUUUAGAUUUAUCAUGAAACUUGAUUGAAUAAAACGAAGUUAGUUCGUUAAUAUAGAUCCGUGUGUUAUAUAUGUAAAAUAAAAAAAUGAGUUUUUCAAUCGACGAGGUGAACUUUAUUGUCUACCGUUAUUUACAAGAAUCAGGUUUUCACCAUUCUGCAUAUACAUUUGGGAUCGAGUCUCAUAUUUCUCAGAGUAAUAUCAAUGGUGCCCUCGUGCCACCAGCAGCUUUGCUUAAUAUUUUGCAGAAAGGUUUAUUAUAUACAGAAGCAGAAAUAACUAUUGGAGAAAAUGGCACUGAAACCAGGCUUACGGAAAGCUUAAGUUUAAUCGAUGCAGUUACACCUGACGCAGUUGCUAAUCGCCAAAAUGCUCAUAAUGCUCAAAAGCAAGCCAUUAAAGAACCAAGUUCAGGUGGUGAACAGAAUGGCGUUGAUGUAUGUAUCAAAACGGACACGACAACUACAUGCAGCACUGCUCCAACCCCUACUGGGGUACCAACACCAAGUGCCCCUGAGACUAUGGAUGUUGAUCAAUCAAUAGAAAUUCCAGCCAGUAAGGCAACUGUACUGAGUGGUCAUGAAUCUGAAGUAUUUAUUUGUGCAUGGAAUCCUAGCACAGAUUUAUUAGCAAGUGGCUCUGGUGACAGUACAGCAAGGAUAUGGGACAUGUCAGACAAUCCAGCUACAACACCAAAUCAACUGGUAUUAAGACAUUGUAUACAGAAAGGAGGUGCAGAGGUACCAAGUAAUAAAGAUGUUACAUCAUUAGAUUGGAAUUGCGAUGGAAACCUAUUGGCAACUGGAUCUUAUGAUGGCUAUGCCAGAAUUUGGGCAACUGAUGGUACUUUAGCCUCUACACUGGGACAGCACAAGGGUCCUAUAUUUGCUUUAAAGUGGAACAAAAGAGGAAAUUACAUUUUGAGUGCCGGGGUUGAUAAAACUACAAUUAUUUGGGAUGCAGCAUCAGGACAAUGCACUCAACAAUUUUCUUUCCAUUCAGCGCCAGCCCUUGAUGUAGAUUGGCAGACAAACACUUCUUUUGCAUCUUGUUCUACUGAUCAAUGUAUCCAUGUGUGCAGAUUGCAUGUAGAUAAACCAAUUAAAAGUUUUCAAGGACACACUAAUGAGGUGAAUGCUAUUAAAUGGGAUCCACAAGGGCAAUUGCUUGCAUCCUGUUCAGAUGACAAAACCUUAAAGAUUUGGUCCAUGAAGCAGGAUACCUGUGUUCAUGAUUUGGAAGCACAUUCAAAAGAGAUAUACACAAUUAAAUGGUCUCCAACUGGACCGGGCACACAAAAUCCCAAUAUGAAUUUAAUACUUGCAAGUGCAUCUUUUGAUUCCACUGUUCGUCUGUGGGAUGUUGAAAGAGGUGUGUGCAUACAUACACUAACAAAGCACACAGAACCUGUUUAUAGUGUUGCUUUCUCACCUGAUGGUAAAUUUCUGGCCAGUGGAUCAUUUGAUAAAUGUGUACACAUAUGGUCCACUCAAACCGGCAGCCUGGUUCACUCAUACAAAGGAACAGGUGGAAUAUUUGAAGUUUGCUGGAAUUCACGAGGCACUAAAGUUGGUGCUAGUGCUAGUGACGGAAAUGUCUUUGUGUUAGACUUGCGCAAGCUAUAACAGAUGCAGAAUGAUGUAAACUAUUAAAGGUUACAGCAAACCUUUAAUACUUUACACCAUUAAUUAAACAAAAAAUAAACAAUCAUGUAUUAGACUGCAGUAAUAACAUUAUUGAAGACACUGACUUAUUGUUCUUAUGUGGUUUAUUAUUAA
Molecule: messenger RNA, 1792 nt
Organism: Papilio machaon (common yellow swallowtail)
Lineage: Eukaryota; Metazoa; Arthropoda; Insecta; Lepidoptera; Papilionidae
Gene: ebi
Product: F-box-like/WD repeat-containing protein TBL1X
Exons: 8
Coding region: 101-1639 (512 amino acids)
Biological process (GO): regulation of transcription by RNA polymerase II
Cellular component (GO): histone deacetylase complex
Molecular function (GO): transcription corepressor activity; protein binding
Source: RefSeq, a predicted model, not a curated record